This is a messenger RNA of Aspergillus calidoustus, 615 nucleotides long. NCBI's taxonomy places the organism in Eukaryota, Fungi, Ascomycota, Eurotiomycetes, Eurotiales, Aspergillaceae. The record is from the annotation of a GenBank genome assembly.
AUGGCUCCCAAGGUCGCUAUUCUUUUUUAUUCGCUUUAUGGCCAUAUUGAGAAGCUGGCCCACGCCGAGCUCAAGGGUAUCCAGGCAGCUGGCGGCACCGCCGAUCUUUAUCAGAUUGAGGAGACAUUAUCAGACGAAGUACUUGCCAAAAUGCAUGCCCCGCCCAAGUCCUCCGUCCCUGUGCUAAAGAAGCCUGAUCAGCUUCUUGCAUAUGACGCUGUACUCUUGGGCAUUCCAACGCGCUAUGGUAACUUCCCCGCGCAGUGGAAGGCAUUCUGGGAUCGCACGGGUGGCAUCUGGGCCUCUGGUGGCUUUUUUGGCAAGUAUGCUGGUCUCUUCGUCUCGACUGGCACUCUUGGCGGUGGCCAGGAAUCGACCGCCCUGGCUGCUAUGAGUACACUCACCCAUCAUGGAUUUAUUUAUGUGCCGUUUGGCUAUAAAACUGCGUUUCCGCUUCUCUCCAAUCUGGACGAGGUUCAUGGUGGCAGUGCCUGGGGUGCGGGGACUUUUGCAGGUGCCGAUGGCUCUCGUCAGCCAAGCGAGCUCGAACUUCAGAUCGCUGAGACCCAGGGCAGGUCAUUUUGGGAACAUUUGUCUCGUGUCAACUUCGAGUGA